GGAAUUCUUUGCGCAACUUGAACCAUACCCUCAUGGCCGACCCUAACAUCACGGCUCUCCUGGCUGCGCUCGACGUGUUCAGCCGCGCUCCAGACAAGGAACAGCUAGAACGCGCCAACGCAUGGCUGCAAGACUUCCAACACUCACCUGAAGCGUGGACCACUGCAAACACCCUCCUUCUCUCCCCAGACGCGCCAAUUGCGGCGAAGCUGUUCGCGGCGCAGACAUUUCGUACCAAGGUCACAUACGAUCUCAAUCAGGUUGGAGCAGACCUCUCUCCCUUGAGAGAUAGGCUGCUCGAGGCUAUCACUCGAUACAAUGCUGGGCCACGGAACAUCCUCACGCAGCUUUGCCUGGCGGUCUCCGGGCUCGCUCUGCAGAUGCCGUCCUGGGAGAAUCCCAUCCAGUCAAUGGCAGACAUGUUCGGCGCCAACCCAGCCACCGUGCCCGCUCUCCUCCAGUUCUUGACCGUUCUGCCAGAGGAGUUGAUGACCAAUACACGCAUCCCAGUGACGGACGACGAGUAUCGCGAACGAUCGCGCAAGAUCCUCACGGACAAUUCGACGCGUGUGCUAGAGCUACUGUCGAUGUACAUCUCGGCCACUGGGAUCACUGCCGAGAUCCAAAAUGCAGUCUUCACCUGCCUUCGCAGUUGGCUGAUGGCAGGCGAGAUCUCCAUCGAGGACUUCAUCCUAACGCCUUUAUUCCCCGCCGUGUUCGAGGCGCUGAACUCGGACCAGCUCUUCGACACGGCCGCCGACGCCAUUUGCGAGAUCAUCCACGAGACGCAAGAAAUCAACGACAACAUGACUGCGAUAGAGCAGAUCGUGCCUCUCGUUAUAUCACUCAAGCCCAUGCUCGCGAAGCACAGCGAGGACACGGACAGGAUCCGUGGAUACGCGCGCAUAUUCGCAGAGGCUGGCGAAUGUUACCGCGCCCUCAUACUUCAGCACCCCGAGACGUUCUUCCCCAUCGUCGAGGCUCUCGGCGAGUGCUCUGCGUUCCCCGACCUCGACAUCGUGCCUAUUACCUUCCCAUUCUGGAUGCGUCUUGCCCAGGCCAUUGGCAAGCGCUCGUCUGUCCCUCCUCCCUUCCUCGACGCCUACCGCUCGCUUAUGACUGUCAUCAUCCGCCACCUCCACUUCCCUCCUGAUUCAGCUCCCCUCAAAGGCCAGGAGGCUGAUGACUUCCGGUCAUUCCGCCAUGUCAUGGGCGACACGCUCAAGGAUUGCUGCUACGUCUUGAAGGCGGAGACCUGUCUCAUGGCCGCAUACAACAUGAUCACCACCGCUCUUGCGCAGGGCUCCAAUGUGGCAUGGCAGGAGAUCGAGGCGCCGCUGUUUGCUAUGCGGUCUAUGGGCGCCGAGAUCGACCCCAACGACGACAACGCCGUCCCGAAGAUCCUCGAGCUCAUACCCUCUCUCCCCACUCACCCUCGAAUUCGCUAUGCCGCCUUGCUCAUAAUUGGUCGCUACUCCCAAUGGACAAGCGAACACCCCACGUACCUGCCACCUCAGUUGCAGUACAUUUCGGCGGGCUUCGAGGAUCCUGACCUGGAGGUCUGCAGCGCCGCUGGUCAUGCACUAAAGUAUAUUUGCUGCGACUGCAAGCAGCACUUGGUCGACUUCCUUCCCACUCUUCAUACUUUCGUCACUACCACUGGAAGCAGGCUUAUGCAGGAAGAUCGUUCGGAGGUGUACCGCGCCAUCGCCUUCGUCAUAUCUGCGAUGCCCAUGGCAAGCGCGGGCGAGUCACUCCGGACGUUCUCCUUCGACAUUCUGGCGAAGGUGCAUGCGGUCACAGCUAAGCAGGCCGUCACGAAGGACGAGAUGCAGGAAGUUUGCGACGGUCUGGAAAACCUGGAGACUAUGUUGUCCGUUGUCGGGAGCUUCGGUGAGGAGCUCCCGCCCGCUUGUCAGAAGGUGCCCGAAGAAGGCUGGUCUGUCCUCGACCCCUUCCUCGCCAAGUACGGCACGACGUACGACAUCGCCGAGCGCGCAAACCGGGUCCUUCGGCACUGCAUCACGUUUUUCGACCGUUCGGCGCUCCCUGUUAUAGCGUCGGUCGUUGCACGUCUAACUCAGAGCUUCGAUGCCGCUGGCUUUGCUAGCAAUCUCUGGAUCAUUGGCAAGGUUGUGCACUCAUAUGGCGACAAUGCGGAUGCAACGAUACUGGCGACUUUCCGGGACGCGUACGAACGCUCGACGACCAAGAUUGGCGCUAUGUUACAGGCUUCGUCUCCUGGGGCUCAUCCGGAUGUCCUCGAAGAUUACUUGCACUUGGUGCUACCUCUACUCGACCGCACACCCGACGUCUUCUUCCGAUCCAGUGCAUUCCCGCUAGCUUUCCAGAUAUGCAUGGCGAGUCUGACCGUCGUGCACACGGAGGUCCUGGUGGCAGCCCUAGAGGUUGUCAAGGACAUUCUGUCCCACGACUGUUUGUCCACACGGCCCACAGCAGUCCCGACAUCCGACUUCCCGGUAUACGCUGCAGCGAUCCAGGACGUCUUGGAGAAGAACGGGCAGGCUUUCGUGGCCUGCGUGCUCAGCGGCAUGAUCGGCGACUUCCCCGAGGACUGCUUGUCGAGUAUCAUUGUCAUCUUCCGCAUGCUAGCGUCCGUAUCCCCUACGCAGAUGUCCGCCUGGGUGCAGAACGUGGCACCAACGCUGCCACUGUCGGCAGGUCUUGUACCGGCAAGGCAGCAGUUCGUCACGGAAAUCACGACUGCCAUCAACAGCGGGCAGUACGACAAAGCGAAGUACGCGAUCAUCUCGUUCCACCGCGCGUCGCGCAAGGUACGGGAUCGCCGCAGGGAUUUCGAGUUGAAGUGAGGAGUCUUAUAGUCUGAUCUUCCCGAGUAGAGCAUGUAGCCGCCAGCUUGUAGUAGUCAUAGUCUAUAUCAUAGGUACGUACCGCCGUAUACUGUUUGUGAUUGAACGGAAGACCUUGUAAUGACGGGGCUUGGUCUUGUGAGCGGUCGUGGUUGAGAGUGCG
Schizophyllum commune H4-8 is the source of this 2994-nucleotide messenger RNA. RefSeq names its product ARM repeat-containing protein. Gene Ontology annotation, biological process: protein import into nucleus. Lineage: Eukaryota; Fungi; Basidiomycota; Agaricomycetes; Agaricales; Schizophyllaceae. The transcript is spliced from 9 exons. Gene Ontology annotation, cellular component: nuclear membrane; cytoplasm. The record is from RefSeq and is a predicted model, not a curated record. Bases 33 to 2831 code for a protein of 932 amino acids. Gene Ontology annotation, molecular function: small GTPase binding.